Salmo salar (Atlantic salmon) is the source of this 5604-nucleotide messenger RNA. Its product is annotated as myocyte enhancer factor 2d. Gene Ontology annotation, biological process: cell differentiation; heart development; positive regulation of transcription by RNA polymerase II. NCBI's taxonomy places the organism in Eukaryota, Metazoa, Chordata, Actinopteri, Salmoniformes, Salmonidae. Gene Ontology annotation, molecular function: DNA-binding transcription factor activity, RNA polymerase II-specific; histone deacetylase binding; protein dimerization activity. The record is from RefSeq and is a predicted model, not a curated record.
GAUAGAAGGGGAGUUGGUUGUCCAGAGGGAAAGCGAGCCUGGGGAGUGGGUCUCCAGUGUGAGGGGCUCUGCUGCAGUUGUCAUUUCUACCAGUUGUGUGCAGGAUGGACACACCACACUUUGUUUGGACCCCUGUCACUGGGAAUAUCCCUGAACUUUGACUUAGAAUGCUCUGGGUGCCACUGUAACUGAGAGUCUUUUGGAUUCAAUUCAGAGUGCUUGCUGGUGCUUUCUGCUUUUUAAAGAGUCGUUUUAAACUUGCGCUUCUGUUUUUUGACUGCGGCCCACUGAUCAGCCAAGGGAGUAACACGCCUGCAGUAAAGAGGGGACGAUUCAGAGGACCAGUGGAUGACCUGCCUGCUGUACAGACCAUGAUCUGAAGGCCCCGCCACGUGGCCCCAUUCUUCUUCCUUAUUUCCUGCAGGGGUAAGAGCUCCUAGACCAGCUGCCUCAGACAGGUGGAGCGGAGGGAGAUAGAGUGUGACAGCCAAGUGCCUAGUCGGCAACAGUGCCCACCAACCACCUCCACAGGACAGCCGUGCCCUCCGACCCCGCCACGCCCCCUGCCCCUCCCACCGCCAGACCGGAACCAUGGGAAGGAAAAAGAUCCAAAUACAGAGGAUCACAGAUGAACGGAACAGACAGGUGACGUUCACCAAGAGGAAGUUUGGCCUGAUGAAGAAGGCAUAUGAGCUGAGCGUGCUGUGCGACUGUGAGAUCGCCCUCAUCAUCUUCAACCACUCCAACAAGCUGUUCCAGUACGCCAGCACCGACAUGGACAAGGUCCUGCUCAAAUACACCGAGUACAACGAGCCCCACGAGAGCCGUACCAACGUCGACAUCAUGGAGGCUCUGAACAAGAAAGAGCACCGGGACUCAGAGAGCCCAGACCCCGAGGAGCCCUUCUCCCUCACCCCCCACACUGAGGAGAAAUACAAAAAAAUUGACGAGGAGUUUGAUAAAAUGAUGCAGAGCUAUAGGCUGUCAUCAGCCGUCCCACAGCCCACCUUCUCCAUGCCCGUCACGGUGCCAGUGUCCAAUCAAAACGCUCUCCAGUUCAGUAACUCUGGCGGUCUGGUCACAACCUCCUUCGUCACCUCCACCCUCACAGACCCCCGCCUGCUGUCGCCACAACAACCAUCUCUCCAGAGGAACACUGGGUCUCCAGGGUUACCACAGCGACCGGCCAGCGCAGGUGCUCUAUUAGGAGGUGAACUGAACAACUCCAACGGAGGAUGCCCGAGCCCAGUUCCGAACGGCUACAUCAGUGCCAGGGCCUCCCCCGGCCUCCUCUCCGUCUCCAACGGCAACAGCCUGGGGAAAGUAGCCAAGUCUCCACCUCCGCCCAGCCCUCAGAUGGUGAACAGCCGCAAGCCUGAUCUCCGGGUCAUCACCUCCCAGAGCGGCAAGAGCCUGAUGCAGCUGACCGAUGAGGAGCUGGAGUUGGUGAGUGAGAAUGCUCAGCGGUUAGGUGGUUCUCAAGGGAACCUGUCCACGCCAGUGGUUUCCGUGGCGACGCCCAGUCUCCUAGCCCCCUUCUCCGCCAUGCAGACGACCUACAACACUGAGUACCAGCUGACAAGUGCGGAUCUCACAGCGCUCCAGACAUUCACACCAUCAGGGCUGCUGCCUAGCAACAUGUCCACCUGGCAACAGCAACCAGCAGUGUCUCAGCAGCAACAGCAGCAACAACAACAGCAGCAUCAACAACAACAACAGAUUAGCUUGGCGUCACUCAGUAACUUGGUCAUGUGGGGCGCAGAGAAACAGAACGGGGAGAUGGCUAACUGCAUCUCCAAUUUCGCUGCUAACCUGAGCAUGGCCUCUCAAUCAAACUUGCUAUUUGGCAGGGAAGAGGGUCUCUGCUGGCCGGUUGGCCACUUACCUCAGGGCACCAUGCUGACAAUUAACACCAACCCCAACAUCAGCAUCAAGUCGGAGCCCGUGUCGCCCAACCGCGACCGCAGCACCCCGUGCUCCACAGCCGGGGGUGGCGGAGGAGGGGGCCUAGUGACCAUCACAGGGGCCCCUAUGUCAGGCCAGUACCCAGGGGCCCUGCGCCUGGAGCCGUCUACCCUGCAGGGCCGCUCGCCCGUCGGCAGCCUGAGCAGCAACGGCAGCUCCUACGAGGGGGACCGGGACGAUGGGGCCCAGGGGCGGGCCCAGGACUUCCACCACCAGGUAGGGGCCUCCUCGGGCAUGGGGCUCCUGAGGCCCUCGUCCACGCAAGAGCAGCAGGAGCAGGAGGGGGCCAAUGUGAAGAGAAUGAGACUGGACACUUGGGUCACAUAGAUGUGUAGAACAAGGGAGUGAAGGGGAGAGAUGCCCCCCUCUCUCUCACCCCCCCACCCCACACCUAUUUACCGUAUGUACAGUAAAUGCUGACCUCCACACAUGCCUCCACCACACACAAACACACACACAUGCACCGGACACGCCCAUUUGCGCAUGCUCUUACACAUUUUCUCUCACAAAUGUAUGCGUUGACACACAAGCUGCAUACUGUUUUACCCUAUAUUGUACUACACACACACACAUAUUCUCACACAAGCACCCUCUAUAGGGGCAGAGUAACCGAACCAGGGAUUACAUGUCAACAUAGUGUGUUGGACAAGAUUAGGAUUGGAAUGAAUGAGUUCUCUUUUGUUCAAGCUGGCUCUGUCUCCUUUUUGUUUUAAAGGGAGAGAGAGAGCAGCUAGAAAACUGACUGACUAUUGGCUUUGCUGGGUUUUCUGUUUACCCUCUACAUCACAUAAUACACAUCUGGUAUGCUCCUGUCUUUUAUCCACAGUAGGUCUCUAGUCCAGCUGCACUGCUCUGUUGAGAAACAGUACGACAACCAAAAUGAAUCCACUUCUUUGUAUCUGCCCAGUGGCACCGUUAUAUCCAGCUUUUGGUGUUUUUGUAAAGAGUAUGAGAUUGGUGAAUGAGAUUUAAACUGUUUUCUUGGACUAUUACGUCCUCUCUCUGUCUGACUUGUCCAUCAGCCAUCUUUACAUUUCUAUAAACAUUUCUAAUUUAGAUUUAAGAACCCAAAAUUCACCAAGACAAACUUACUAGCUAUCCAUUUUAUAAGACAGGAUUCACUGUUCUAAAGUGGACGAUCCUUGAUUUGUUUAUUUUUAGCCAGGUAUUUAAUCAGAACCAUGCAAAUAGCUGUUUAAUCUGAAACAUCGAUACCUUAUCUAGGUCAAAUACUGUUUUAUCAGGGAUGGGCUGCACUAGCUCUAUGACACAUGCUACAGAUACCUACAGAUCAACUUCAGAUGCUACGUGUGUGUUCCUGUUUUUGAUAUUUAUUUCAAAUGCUCUUUUUGUGUUAAGUUUUUUUUGUUACUACCUUCUUGACUUUUCGAUUCUCCCCACGCUCAAAUCCAUCCGCACUCACACACGAAAAGUAUUUUUGUUAAACAAUGCCAGUGUUUCAGAAGGCUCUGAAUAAGAGAUGUAAACUGGGAGAAAAAGCAAAGAACUGUGUAUAUAAGUAAUUUGUUCUGUUUCCUUCUGUAUGGCUUUUGUAUAGCAGGGAUAUUGUUUUUUGUGGGUAAAUAUAUAGACCAUAUAUAUAUAUAUAUAUAUAUAUAUAUAUAUAUAUAACAGCAGCGAUAGUAGAUUUUGAGAGUAAGUGAUGAACUGCAUACGAUGCAGAGAAAACGAUAGACGACAGGGAUUGUAUAUAGAAAUAUAUGUUCACAUAUGUUCAGCAGGAUAUCCCUAAAAGCCAAUGUGUUGAUUCUAAGUGGAUCUGUCUUUCUAUUUGUGUGUACAUAAGUGUACUACGUUGCAAAGCCAAGUGACGGUGCUAGAGGGACAGAAAGGGAAGUAGCAGUGGAUUGGACUGUUUGAGUGAGCAGUGGUUAGUACUCUGACGGAGCGCACUUUAACCCCUUCCGCCCCCAAAAUGCCCCCUCUCUUUAAAAGCCAGGUGUCCUCCAGAAUGGGACAGUCAUGUCUGCAUGUCCUCAGGCACAUCAAACUCAUCCAACACACACAUACAAACACAUUCACACACAUUAGCCAGACAAGUAUCCCUUGUGCUUUCUGUUAGUCGAGAGUUCCUCCCUGGCCACAUGAAUUAAUUACAGCAUUUCACUCGCUCCCUACCAGUGACUUAAAAGACAAGUCCAUCUCACUCUCAUUUGACCUCCACCACUAUCAAUUUUCUGCCAAAACGGCUCAUUGCUCCACACAAUCAAACACCAUACUCACAUAUACUCUGUACUCCAGAACAGGUUCAAAUGACCUCCCAUUGGCUCUUUAUUGUUUUAUAUCGUUGUAGUUGUUGCCGUAGGGAUUGUGCAGUCUGACUCUUCAGGAGUCUAGACGAUCGUCUAGAGACGGAUGGCAGAGAGAGAGCGAUCACGCCUGCCGGCAUGUUCGCACACCCUUAGACUGUAAGACUGUUGUGUUCUAAGUUUUGAACAAAACGUUGACCCUGAUGUUUUUCUUCAUAAAAAUGGUAGCUAUGUCUUGAAUAGGGCCACACGCCAUGAAGCAAUGUUUCAUACCUAGACUAAAUGGUGACUAGUGGAAGCAGACUAUGGGGAGAUGGUUGGUUAGUACUCUGGACGUUGGCCAAUCGAGGUGUUGCAUAAAGCCCUGACAUUAUCUCAGAACAACACUAAGGGUCACUGUAAUCACAAAUGAAAAGACAAUCGUCAUGACAAUAGUUAAGCUGCGCCCCCAUAUUCCCCAUGUAUAAUGAAUGAUGUUUAGAGAAUCUCACUUUCCAGUGUUAAUUUGUGCUGGUGACAGUUCUAUUGUCUGUUUUUAUUAUAAUUGUUCUAUGAUAAUUGCUAUUAUUACUGUUAAUAUUAUCAUUAUUGUGACCAUCGAUGGUAAUUGUAAUGAUGAUAUAGAAAAGACAAUUUUAUUUUUUGCGGUUUUGUGUAGGUUAGGAAUCUUGUUUUAUUUGAAUUUUAUUUUAUUAUAUAUAAAUAUUAUAUAAAUAUAUUUUUGUUUUUGUUUUCAUUUUUUGUUUAGUUUUUUCUUCAAAGGGUGUACAAAUAUUGCACGAUUUAUGACAUAACACAAAACGGCUGUAGUAAUAUUAGUACAUGUGAGAUCAUGGAAGGUGGUGAACAAGUUUAAUAUAAUGACCAGUUCAAUGCUGCAAUUUUUUUUCAAAUGUAUAAAACUUAGUCUACACAUAGUAAAGUGGGGACAAGACACAUUUAAUUUAUUUCUGACCAGACACAAAGAUGUCAAUGCAUGGGCAUAACACACACAAAAGAAUGAAUCAUGUUAUAGGAAAUAAAUAUGAAAUGUAAUAUCAAUAAGAAUAUACAUCACACAGAAAUAAAAUAGAAAUGAAGAAAAAAGUUAAUAAAUUAUAGUUAAUAUAUUGUGUUCGGCUAGUCUGAUUUUUGUUGUAAAAAAAAAAACGAAAAAAAACUUUUUGGUUGUUUUUGGAGAAUGAUAUACAAUUUGUGUAUAUUUUCAUAAAUAAAGUAUGCACUGAUAUGUUAUUACAAAUUCUAUACUGCUUUUACAAAAAAAGUGUUUGUUAUUGUACCAAAGUAUCCAUUUGUCCCUUCUUACCCUUCCCUUUUUGCGUAUGUUUUAUCGUAUUUUAUAUAUUAAAUAGACAAGUUGACCUACUAA